This is a messenger RNA of Talaromyces atroroseus, 465 nucleotides long. RefSeq names its product Nascent polypeptide-associated complex subunit beta. The coding region runs from base 1 to 465 and encodes 154 amino acids. Lineage: Eukaryota; Fungi; Ascomycota; Eurotiomycetes; Eurotiales; Trichocomaceae. Gene Ontology annotation, cellular component: nascent polypeptide-associated complex; cytosol. The record is from RefSeq and is a predicted model, not a curated record. The transcript is spliced from 4 exons.
AUGGAUCAAGCCAAGUUGGCCAAGCUCCAGCAGAGCGUGCGCAUUGGAGGCAAGGGUACCCCCCGUCGCAAGACCAAGCGUGUUCACAAGACAUCGACCACGGACGACAAGAAGCUCCAAGCCACACUCAAGAAGAUGAACGUGCAACCCAUCCAGGCCAUUGAGGAAGUCAACAUGUUCAAGGAGGACGGCAACGUCAUCCACUUCUCCAACCCCAAGGUACACGCCGCCGUCCCCUCCAACACCUUCGCCAUCUACGGCAACGGCGAAGAAAAGGAACUCACCGAACUUGUCCCCGGUAUCCUGAACCAGCUUGGCCCCGACAGCUUGGCCUCUCUGCGCAAGCUUGCCGAGAGCUACCAGAGUCUGCAGAAGAAGGAGGCUGGUGAGAAGAAGGACGACGAGGAUGAAGAUGAUAUUCCCGAUUUGGUUGAGGGCGAGAACUUUGAGGGCACCGUUGAGUAG